Molecule: messenger RNA, 2382 nt
Organism: Effrenium voratum
Lineage: Eukaryota; Dinophyceae; Suessiales; Symbiodiniaceae
Source: the annotation of a GenBank genome assembly
AUGGGCAGCCGAAGCAGCCGCCCGCCUGAUGAAGAAGAGGUGGCGCCAAAGCCGUCCUUGCGGCAGAGCUCCAUUCAUCCAGCGAGGUCAUUCUCCCUUGUGAGGUCCUUCUCCUCCCUGGACAUCACCGGGCGCUUUGCGGACCGAGCAGCGGAGACGGAGGAGUUCCUCCUGCAGGUGCCGCUGCUGAAGUGUUUGCCCAGAGCCAAAGUCAGCCAGUUGGCCGAAUGCGUGGCGUCAAAGAAGUUCGUUGCCAAUGCAACCGUCUUCAACCAGGGGGACGAAGGGGAGUCCUUCUUCAUCAUCCGCAGCGGCACGGCGCUGGUGCUCAAGCUGCUCGAGGAGGGCACCGAGGAGGAGGAGAUGGCGCGACUAAAGAAGGGCGACUUCUUCGGUGAGCGCGCGCUGCUCACCUUGGACUUCCGGGCCGCCACUGUACGCGCCGAGACCAACCUAGAGGUCUUGGAGAUCACCAAGCAUCAGUUUGACGAGAUGGGCCUGCGGGAGGAGCUGGACUUCCGAGGGCGCAAGGCCAUCCUGGUGGAGCAGCUGGUGGCUUUGAAGGAGCCCACGGAGAAGACCCCGCAAGAGAUCAAGUUCAUCAUGGACAGCGUGGCCAAGAACGAGAAUCUGUCGCAGUUUCUGGACCUGAAGAAGCUUCCGCACUUUGCGGAUCCCGCCUGGCGAGAGGAUGUGCCAGCCGGGCAUGUCGUCAUCAGGCAGGAUGACACCGAGGCGGAUUACUUCUACGUGGUGCAAUCUGGGGAGCUCAACGUGUUCAAGGAUGACAAGAUCACAGGGCACUUGAGCAAGGGCGCCUGCUUCGGUGAGCUCUCGCUGCUCUUCAGCGCCCCCCGCACCGCCACGGUGAGAUCCUCGAAGCCCUGCCAGCUCUGGGUGCUGCCCCGGGGGUGGAUCAAGUCGGCAGCGCAGGCAUCAGCACAAACCGCCUCAAAGAAGCAGAUGGUGUACCUGAACCACGUGAAGCUCUUCGACGUGCUGCUGCAGGCGGAGAAGGCCGUGAUCGCGCCGCUGCUCAACGAAGUGGACUUCGUGUCGAAGGACAAGAUCCUGGGCUUUGGGGAGGAGGAGGCCUCCAUGUACAUCCUGGUGAAGGGCUCCGCUCGCAUCGAGGAUGACGAUGGCGUCCGGGAAGUGACGGCAGGGCUGUCCGAGAACAUGAGCUCCAUGGCGGUGCAUUGCUUUGGGGAGCGCGCCCUGUUCGGGCCUGGCCACUCCAGUGAAAGGAGUGUGAAGAUCUCGUCGCCUCACGCUACCUGCUACAGACUGGAUGGUGUUGACUUUCAAGCCAUCUUCGGGAAGUAUGACGAUAUCCUGCGCCAAAGCGAGAGGGGCAUCGACUUUGUGGGCAUCGAUAUGGACCUCGAGAAGGCCGAUGUCAGCAGCCUCUUGUCCAUGCGGAAGAAGGAGCUGCGGCGGGUGUCCUUCCUGCGGCCCGGGCAGUUCGGGAAUCUGGAGCUUUGGUGCCACACAAUCACAGGCGAUCCAUAUAUGGUCAAGGCCCUGUCCAAGGGCUAUGUGGUGGAGCAGGGCUUGCAGGAGAAGGUCAUGCAGGAGAAGGACAUCAUGAUGAAGUUGGACCACAGCUUCAUUGUCAAGCUGUUGCAAACCUUCCAAGGCAAGCAGAUGCUGUACUUCCUCAUGGAGCCAGCUCUGGGGGGCGACCUCUACACCUGCUAUCUGAAGCAGAGCCUCCACGGCUCCAACAGCCACGCGCUCUUCUACAGCGCCUCGAUGCUGCUGGCGCUGGACCACAUGCACCAGAAGAAGGUCGCCUACCGGGACCUGAAGCCGGAGAACGUGCUGCUGGGCGCCACGGGCUACGUGAAGCUCAUGGAGUUCAGCCUGGCCAAGGUGGUCGUCGGCAGGACUUAUACCAUCGUGGGCACCCCUGAGUACUUGGCACCGGAGAUCAUUGGCGUCACUGGUCACAACCAGGCAGCGGAUUGGUGGUCCUUCGGGAUUUUCAUCUUUGAGCUGCUAGCAGGCAAAACGCCUUUCGAGGGCAUCAACCCCAUGCAGACUUUCGGCAAAACCUUGGCUGGGUUGGACAAAGUGGCCUUUCCAUCCAAGGUGACUCCGGCGGCGCAGCGGCUGAUCCAGGACCUCUUGAAGAGAUCUCCGGCCUUCCGGCUGCCCAUGAAGCCAGGGGGCGUGGCCAACGUGAAGGAGGCAGAUUGGUUCCAAGAGUUCGACUGGCGAGCGCUCAUGACGCAGACCAUGGUCCCACCCUUCAUCCCUGACAUUCGAGGCAAGACGGACACCAGCAACUUCCCCACCGGCACCGACGCCGUCAAGGCCCCGGUCGUCGAGCUGAAGGAGGAUGACGGCAACUUUGACAACUUUGCCAGCGGUGCAUGA